Callorhinus ursinus (northern fur seal) is the source of this 3415-nucleotide messenger RNA. RefSeq names its product solute carrier family 13 member 3 (gene SLC13A3). The record is from RefSeq and is a predicted model, not a curated record. Lineage: Eukaryota; Metazoa; Chordata; Mammalia; Carnivora; Otariidae. Gene Ontology annotation, biological process: citrate transport; succinate transmembrane transport. Gene Ontology annotation, molecular function: citrate transmembrane transporter activity; sodium:dicarboxylate symporter activity; succinate transmembrane transporter activity. Gene Ontology annotation, cellular component: plasma membrane.
CUCCGCCGCGCGAUCGUGCAGAUGGCAGCGCUGGCGACAGUGGCCAAGAAGGUGUGGAGCGCGCGGCGGCUGCUGGUGCUGCUGUUGGCGCCGCUCGCGCUGCUGCCGGUGGUCUUCGCCCUCCCGCCCAAGGAAGGCCGCUGCCUGUUUGUCAUCCUGCUCAUGGCGGUGUACUGGUGCACAGAGGCCCUGCCCCUCUCGGUGACAGCCCUGCUGCCCAUCAUCCUCUUCCCCUUCUUGGGCAUCCUGCCCUCCAGCAAGGUCUGCCCCCAGUACUUCCUGGACACCAACUUCCUCUUCCUCAGUGGGCUGAUCAUGGCCAGCGCCAUUGAGGAGUGGAAUCUGCACCGAAGGAUCGCCCUCAAGGUCCUCAUGCUCGUCGGGGUCCAGCCAGCCAGGCUCAUCCUGGGGAUGAUGGUGACCACCUCCUUCCUGUCCAUGUGGCUGAGCAAUACGGCCUCCACCGCCAUGAUGCUGCCCAUUGCCAGCGCCAUCCUGAAAAGUCUCUUCAGCCAGAAGGAGGCUCAGAAGGACCUCAACUGGCCGAGUGACGAGAACACAGCUGCUGUGUGGAGGAACGGCCCGCGCCCCAUGCCCACGGAGAUGCAAUUUCUGGCCAGCCCGGAAGACAAAGACUGCCCUGAGGCCAACGCUCCAUUGGACCUUCUGGCAGACUGCAAGAAGGAGGAGGAAUAUCGCAGAAACAUCUGGAAGGGCUUUCUCAUCUCCAUCCCCUACUCGGCCAGCAUUGGGGGCACUGCCACCCUCACGGGCACGGCCCCCAACCUCAUCCUGCUUGGCCAGCUCAAAAGUUUCUUCCCACAGUGCGAUGUGGUGAAUUUCGGCUCCUGGUUCAUUUUCGCCUUCCCUCUCAUGGUGCUGUUCCUGUUGGUGGGCUGGCUGUGGAUCUCCUUCCUGUACGGUGGAAUGACCCUGAGGGGCUGGAAGAAGAAGAAAUCUGAGAUCAAAACUGAUGCAGAAGACAGGGCUCGCGCCGUGAUUCGGGAGGAAUUCCAGAACCUGGGGCCCAUCAAGUUUGCCGAACAGGCCGUGUUCACCCUUUUCUGCAUGUUCGCCAUCCUCCUCUUCUCCCGGGAUCCGAAGUUCAUCCCUGGCUGGGCCAGCCUCUUCACCCCUGGGUUUCUUUCUGAUGCUGUCACCGGAGUGGCCAUUGUCACCAUCUUGUUCUUCUUCCCAUCCCAAAGGCCCUCUUUCAAGUGGUGGUUUGACUUUAAAGCUUCCAAUGCAGAGACAGAGCCCUUGCUGACGUGGAAGAAGGUCCAGGACACGGUGCCUUGGAACAUCAUCCUUCUCCUGGGCGGGGGCUUCGCCAUGGCCAAAGGCUGUGAGGAGUCGGGGCUGUCGGUGUGGAUCGGUGGGCAGCUGCACCCGCUGGAGAACGUGCCCCCUGCUCUGGCUGUGCUGCUCAUCACUGUUGUCGUGGCCUUCUUCACCGAGUUUGCCAGCAACACGGCCACCAUCAUCAUCUUCCUGCCCGUCCUGGCAGAGCUGGCCAUCCGCCUGAGAGUGCACCCCCUGUACCUGAUGAUCCCCGGCACAGUCGGCUGCUCCUAUGCCUUCAUGCUCCCGGUCUCAACACCACCCAACUCCAUUGCCUUCGCCUCCGGACACUUGCUGGUCAAAGACAUGGUGCGGACAGGCCUCCUGAUGAACCUGAUGGGUGUCCUGCUGCUCAGCUUGGCCAUGAAUACUUGGGCACAGACCAUCUUCCAGCUGGGCACCUUCCCGGACUGGGCCGACAUCCACUCAGCCAACAUCACAGCACUGCCAUCCACCUUGGCCAAUGACACAUUUCGGACCCUUUGAGUCCCCCUCCGGGACUCUCUCUGGGCUGGGCCCUCCCAGAAGGCUUCUGCCAUCACCUGCUGCUAGGACUCUAUACGACAAUCGAGCAGUUCUUUUCUGUGAUCCAGUAUGCAGCAAGCAAGAGUGACCUCCAGUGGUCCACUUGGGCCCACAGGCUCAUUAUCUAGGACACCUUCUCCUUCUCUUUCAUGGAGGUCAGGGCCCAGAUAUCUCCCAGAUCUGCUGCCAGAGAAACAAGCUCCUUUAUCUCUGAGCUGUUCUAUGGCUAGGAUGCAAGAGAGCCCUAUUUCAGCAACAGGAAGCAAACUGGAAUAUGGCAUUUGACUUAAACCGUUGGAAUGGGGGUGGGGGCAUCAAUUCCUAUGGGCACCGCUAACAUCCCGCAUGACCUACUUUAGGUUACACUCUGGAGAGAUCAUCUUGCCUUUAGAUGUCACCUUCCUCGGAGAGGCUUUUGGGGCUGCAGUGUACCAGCUAUUUGCAACCACGGUGUGUCCUGCUCGGUUGGUGCCCAUUCUGUGCCCGUUGUUUGAAUAUGACCCCUGCUGGUACACCGCAGCCGGGGUUACUUUCAAUCGCUGGAGACAGGGGAGGGACAGAUAACCUCCUGAGGACAGGGAGGCUGUGCAAAUCCUCCUUGCUGCGCCUCUGGGGGCCUGAGUACACCAGGGGAGUUCUAGAAACCCCCAGCUGACAUCUCUACCUAAGCUUUUUAGGAUUUUCCUGUUUAAUCUGAUUCAGUUUGACCAUAAUUCUGGGGUCAGGCCAAGCCCCGGCCCUACCGUCCUUUCAGCGAGGACUCUCCUACAUGUGGCCCGCAGGGGCCUUUGUGGUUACCCGCUACUCCUUAUUCCAGCAGCUGGUCUUUACCUCCCUACCUGUACCCCGAGGGGUAAGCAUGUUUAAUUAGCAAAGCCACAUUUUUCAGGAAUGAGGGGGAAAAAAAAAGUCAGAAGAUACAUUGGGGCCUCAUAAAAGGCCAGGGUAAAAUUUCUCAGGCAGACAAAAUAUCGUAACCUUCUUCUGCAGAGGGGGCCAACGGAGACUUCCCCUGAGCCAGUGGCUGGUGGGGGCUGUCCUAGAAGAUCUGAUCCCUCCUUGUUUCCAGCAGAAGCAUCUGGGCAUCCCCAGUAAAUAGCACAGUAUCAGGCCCAGCAGGAGCUCAGGAUGUGGAAUGAGUGAUCCAGCAUUAGUCAAGGUGCCCGUGGGGGAUCUGGAAGCCUCAUGUCUGCCCUUCUUACACGUCUGAGGGAUGAAGUUCCCUGAGCAGUAUGGGCUGGGAUGGCGGCACCCAGAGACUGGACUCGUCCUCAGUACGGCACGAGUGAGUCAUGGAUGUUUCCCUGGGGGCAGCGGGGAGGAGAGAGGAGGGACCCCCAAGUUGGAGAAUGGGCUUCACCUCUUCCCACGUGAAGACUUUAGAAUUCAAUCAGAGUUGCAGCCCAUGGCAGUUGGGAGCAGCACUCCUGGAGAACAGGGAUGGGAGAAGUCCAUCCGCAGAGAAACCCAUGGUACUUGUAACCAGAUGAUUCGUGAUUUCAAAUAGUUCUGAUUGAAAAUGCUAUAAAAUAAAAAGUGUUCAUCAAUA